AUUAUGGUAAUGACAAAAGUAACUUACUUUUGAAUUAAAAAGUUGUUAAAAUUUGCUACAUUAAAAGUUUUUUUCUUGAUUUGAAAAUGAAAACUUUUACUGCUACAGUUUUUGAAAAUCUCAUUGCUCACUGAUUUAAAAGUUUUUACUUUUAAUACGACUAUAAAAUUUCUUUCAUUUUGACGUUCUCGUGUAACCGUGUACGCCUAAGUCGCAAAUGUAAACAAACACUUUGGUGGGUCCGGUGAUGCUGGUGAGUCUUGGACGCAAAGCAAAGCCGACUGCGGCAGCAGCCAGGAAUCGGACGCGGAAACCUUCGUGAGCCAAACAGCAGCAGCGGAACGCCUUCGAAGGAGGGUGGUGCAGGAGCGGGACGAGGUCGAGUGUUCGAAAAGGAUAAGGCCAGCUUCCUGCAGGAACUGCAGCUGUUCCACGGCCGGAAUGCGAUGAGAGGUAGGAAUGUGGAUUCGCACUGGUUGUAUUGGGUGGUGGUGGCCCGGGAUUGGUGGUUGAAGAUCAAUUCGCGUGAGGACUGGGGCGAGAUCAUCGAGGAGAUGGCGCUGCCGAAGCGUUGCGUGAACAACGAGAUUGCUUUGAAGAACUUCCGGUUUUUGGACAAGUACGCGAAAGUUUAUUUUCACGAUGGGCCUCCGACGAAGAGGAGGACGACGAAAAGCAACAUAAUCGGAGGUGGUCAGCGCAGAUGUUGCACUCGGUGCCGGCGGUUUACAGCACCGCAACUUCCCGCCCACAAACACUCACGUCGCGACGGCGCAGCUUCAGCCGAAUGAAUCUGGACAGUGAGCCAAAAAAAAAACUGUGUCAUUCUCGAAGUAGUUAGGAUUACGUGCUCAAAAUCGAACUCCGUUCCGAGGGCCUCAUCAACUCCAUGUUCCGGAUGCGCUUCCAGGAUCGGGAACUCCCCGUUCAGGCACUUAACUUUCCAGCCGGGAAACGUCGACCACCCUUCCCGAAUCAAUGGCCAACUCCUCCAAGACUGUCCUGAUUGAGGCCGGAAACGUGACCAUCGUGUUACACUGAUGUCGCGCGUUUAAGCCUCCAUCCGGAACCGUCCAGCCUGGGGUAUUCAGAAGUGACCGGUGGCGUAACGUAUGAAGCAGAAACUAGUGGAGAAGCGUUCAAUACAAAAAAAAGUGUUUUUCUAACAAACUGUUUAAUUUUUUUUUUUUAAUAAAUGUAAAAAAUCAAGCAAAUUUUUCUGAAAUUAUCCCUGUAGUGCUAAAUGUUGUGUAUUCUUACCAUAAAAGGUUUCUUUACCAAUUAAAAGUAAAAUACUUUUACCAAUACAACGAUUUUGUUCCAAAAAUGCAUGGUAGUAUCAAAAACUUUCCAACUUUUAAAUUGAAAAGUUUGAACUUUCUACGAAUAUUAACCAACGCGAACUUUUAAUCCAACGAACGAUCUUUUUAAAUUUAGAGUAAUUUUUCUUUGUGUGUAAAUUCUUAAAUUUUUAAAUUCUUAAAUUCUUAAAUUCUUAAAUUCUUAAAUUCUUAAAUUCUUAAAUUCUUAAAUUCUUAAA
Messenger RNA from Culex pipiens pallens (northern house mosquito), 1540 nucleotides. RefSeq names its product AT-rich interactive domain-containing protein 2-like. Gene Ontology annotation, cellular component: SWI/SNF superfamily-type complex. The record is from RefSeq and is a predicted model, not a curated record. The coding region runs from base 447 to 791 and encodes 114 amino acids. The transcript has 3 exons. Lineage: Eukaryota; Metazoa; Arthropoda; Insecta; Diptera; Culicidae. Gene Ontology annotation, molecular function: DNA binding.